AUGGAGAGGCGGAGGUUGGAGCUUUCAGGGAGGGCACGAGGAGAGAGUGACAUGUGGGCCCCACCUUAUCCCGAUUCUCUAGUUCGUGCUGUACGCCCGCACCACCUCCUUGCGAAGUUGCGGCGACACAUUUUUUGGAUUGAUCUUGAUCAGCUCUGCAGAAUUUUGCCUGCGUGCACCGUCGGUUCGGCCAACCAACCUGGGCCUGCCACGUCUAUUCGCGCCCCCUCCGGGGUCGGAAGGUCAAAAAGCGGCGAAGGGUUCCAACUUGCGCCGGCAGGGUGGGCCGGUGGGGCCGUCAGCCCCACGCGGCGCCAACACGUAGAGAUCCGGCGUGGCGCGUGCGUGCGUCUCCAUCUCUGCCCCUCAGCUCGGGCCGACAAAAAGGCAACGCGGAGUGGGAGGAGCAGGAGAGCUCGAGGGAAGAAGAAGAAGAGGAGGAGGAAGAAGGCCCCCUCAAACCCAAAAGCGUCGCCCAGCUUCCGUCGGCCGGAGGGAGGUUUCAAUUGCGACGUCAAUUCACAACAAAUCCAGCAUAAGCCAAUGUCUGACAACAGUAUUCAGCGAGCAUUGCUAUCUGAUAACCCCGAUGCCAAUGUGCUCCAAAGAAAGCCGUCGCAAGGAGCCAAGCGGUUCCGGAGAUGCAGGUCGGCUCCCAGAUCAGAGACCGAUGAAAAACCACAAGAAAAUGGCUUGUCGCUUCCAGCCAAGGAGUUGUUCAGCGUGGUGCGGCCGAGCUUCAGACUAGUAGGGUUCCUCCUAUUUCUCUACCUGCUAGCGGGCGUCGUCAUCUUUUACCUUGUCAUGGAUCAGUUAUCUGGCAAGAGAACCAACAGAGUGCUUGACGCACUGUACUUCUGCAUUGUCACGAUGACAUCGGUUGGCUAUGGAGACCUUGUUCCUAACACAGACACGACGAAGCUGCUCGCCUGUGUUUUCGUCUUCACGGGCAUGGCGAUCAUUGCUCUCUUCGUGAGCAAGUCAGCAGAUUACCUCGUCGAGAAGCAGGAGGUGUUGUUCUUCAAGGCACUGCACAUGAAUAUGAAGUGUGGCGAGGCCAAAAUGCUCAGGCAAAUUGAGACAAACAAGACAAAGUACAAAUUCUACACAGCCGCUCUGCUUCUUGUGACGGCCAUUGUUGUGGGGACUGUUUUUCUCUGGAAGGUUGAGAAGUUGAGCCUUGUUGACUCCUUUUAUUGUGUCUGUGCCACAAUCACUACCCUGGGUUAUGGGGAUAAAAGCUUCUCGUCCCAAUUGGGGCGCACUUUCGCGGUAUUUUGGAUAAUUACGAGCACCAUAAUUCUGGCGCUGUUCUUCAUGUACCUUGCUGAGAUCUACACCGAGCGGCGGCAGAAAAUGCUGGCCAAAUGGGUUCUCACACGGAGAGUAACAACCAUGGAUCUUGAAGCGGCUGAUCUGGAUAGUGAUCGAAAAGUGGGUGCUGCUGAAUUUGUCGUGUACAAGCUCAAAGAACUGGGGAAGAUCAGCCAAGAGGACAUAUCUUCUUUUCUAGAGGAGUUUGACAAACUCGACGUUGACCAGUCCGGCACGCUCUCCACAUAUGACCUUACUCAGGCACAAUCCGGUCAGUGA
Molecule: messenger RNA, 1593 nt
Organism: Triticum turgidum subsp. durum (durum wheat)
Lineage: Eukaryota; Viridiplantae; Streptophyta; Magnoliopsida; Poales; Poaceae
Source: the annotation of a GenBank genome assembly